UUGUUUCCGUUUAUUCUAUUUCCGUUUUUUAAAACUUUUCUACAUGCAGAGUUAAAGUGGGAUUUAACAACGAUUUGUUACGGUUAUGAAGCGCGAUGUGUUCCAGUGGUAUUUUAACGGCUGUUUCUCACGUUGGGAGCAAUGGUUGUGUAACGGCAGCCUCGCCCCGUGCUGCAUUCGCGUGCAAAAUAGUAGCUAACUCGGCUCACUGUAUUCAAGCUUCAGCGUGUCGACACGUGUAGCCUGGUGUAUACAUUUAACUUUUAUGUGAUUUUUCAACAUUUGUUCAUUAUGUGUAGUUAUACGUGGUAACACCUAAUGUAACUAAUGGCCUACCAGUUGGCCUUUAGAAACCAAUGCCUCGCCCUCGAGUUAGCUAACGUUAGCAGUCAGUGAACUGUUGUAGGCGGACAAUGAGGAGUCGAGGCUGAGAGGCCUCUAUAGUAGAACCCCCCCCCCCCAAAAAACUUUAGCCAGCACCACGUAAAUACACACUUCAGCCGGAAUAUUCUCACGUAUCGAAACCUCAAUUAUUUUUAACUUUUUGUAUGCACUUUUAGUUGUUUGUGCUCACAAACCUUCCAAUUACAGAAUGUAUGUUUUUUCUCUGCGUAGAACAUAAUGUCUAAAGGUGAACCUGAAGAAAUGAUAGAGAUCGAGAUAGAUGAGCAGGAGAAGCAGGCAUGCCUGGAGGAAGGUGUUGAGGAGCAGACCAUUACUGCGUCAGAUCUAAUUCAACAAGAUAUUGACAUCAAUGAGCCCAUUGGCAAUUUGAAGAAGCUUUUGGAGCCCCGCAUCCAGAUAUCACUGGAUCCGUAUGAGAUCUGCUUGCAGGACAUUCAGCUUCACCCUGACCACAGCCUCUUUGACCAGGGUGUAAAAACCGAUGGCACCGUGCAGCUCAGCCUGCAGAUAAUAACCAAACCAGGAGAGGAGAAGUUGAACAUUUUGGAAAUUGUGAAGCCGGUAGAAACAGUAGAAGUGGUUAUUGACCCAGAUGCGGGAGAGGAUGGAACGAUGGUAGAGGAGGGUCAACUCAUUGCUGUGGAGCGAUCUGGCCUCUCUGAUGAGACCUCGGAGCAGGUUACACGCUGGGCUGCAGCACUGGAAGGAUACCGAAAAGAGCAGGUUCGCCUGGGCAUACCAUAUGAUCCUGUGCUCUGGUCUGCUGACCAGGUGAUCCACUGGGCAGUGUGGGUAAUGAAGGAGUUCAACAUCGAUGAGAUGGAAAUUGGAAGCAUUCACAUUCCAGGUCGAGAUCUCUGCUUCUUCAGCCAGGAAGAGUUCCUUCAGAAAGUUCCCAACGGAGAGAUACUCUGGAGUCACCUGGAGCUGCUGCGCAAAUAUGUGUUGGCAAGUCAGGACCAGUCGGGUGGGGACGCUACUGUCACCAUUGAUCAGCCCGUACAGAUAAUCCCAACACAAUUAAGCACACCCACUACCAUAAAGGUGAUGAAGCAGAGCCGUGGCCCCAGAACACCGCGUAUUUCAGGAGGAGAGGAGCGAAGCUCACCGGGCAACCGCACAGGCAACAACGGUCAGAUCCAGUUGUGGCAGUUCCUGUUAGAGCUGCUGACAGACAAGGAUGCAAGAGACUGCAUCUCCUGGGUGGGCGAAGAGGGCGAGUUCAAACUCAACCAGCCGGAGCUGGUGGCUCAGAAAUGGGGCCAGCGCAAGAACAAGCCUACUAUGAACUACGAGAAACUCAGCAGAGCCCUCAGGUAUUACUACGACGGGGACAUGAUCAGCAAGGUGCAGGGCAAGCGCUUCGUCUACAAGUUUGUGUGCGACCUGAGAACUCUGAUUGGCUACAGUGCUGCUGACCUCAACAACCUGGUGACCGAGUGUGAACAGAAAAAAUUGGCCCGCAUGCAGAUGCACGGCAUCGGUCAGCCCAUCACCACGGUGACGCUGGCCACCACCGCACUAGACAAAGACAGUUGAAGCAGGACACGUGAAAACGCUCUCCUGCCGCCAAAGUUUGCUCUCCAGCGCUGAUUGGAAAUCAAAUCAACUUUAUUCUUUUUUUGAUACAACUGUGUUUAUCAGGCACAAAAAUGCAAGGCUGAUCAUUGUGGAUUAACAACUUUGUCAUUAUCUUUACAGUUUGAAGUGAGUCUGAGGCGGUAAAAAUGAAAUGACAUUUUUUUAUCCUUUCUUUACCUUUAACCAAGAGAUGUGUUCAGGAUGAGGAGGCAGGUGUCUGUGUGAUGGAGUUUUGCUGCGUGCAUGUGACCGAAUGCUUGAGUGAGUGAAUGAGAUAUGGACUUUGUGUAUGAGUCCCUUGUCUGUAGUUUAGAAUCAUUUCCACUGUAUAUACCGGUACUUCAUGUUUUUGAUAGCCACCAGGACAAGUGUAUUUUCAUAUUUUCCAUUUAUAGAGGACCUGCUUUGUAUUUUAUUUAGUGUUUGUUCCCUAAAUUGUUGGACCCUUUUUUGUCCACUAGAGGGAAUAAAGUGGCGAGCAUUUUUCUUAA
Gymnodraco acuticeps is the source of this 2477-nucleotide messenger RNA. It is a transcript of the gene gabpa, whose product is annotated as GA binding protein transcription factor subunit alpha. The coding region runs from base 622 to 1944 and encodes 440 amino acids. The record is from RefSeq and is a predicted model, not a curated record. The transcript has 10 exons. Gene Ontology annotation, cellular component: nucleus. Gene Ontology annotation, biological process: regulation of transcription by RNA polymerase II; cell differentiation. Gene Ontology annotation, molecular function: sequence-specific DNA binding; DNA-binding transcription factor activity, RNA polymerase II-specific. Lineage: Eukaryota; Metazoa; Chordata; Actinopteri; Perciformes; Bathydraconidae.